UAUUUCAAAGUGUCGGCGCUAACGAUACUUUAGCUACCAUUUCGAUUUAAGUUUUACUUAAUCAAAUAUCCAACUAACGUAAACAGUUAAAAAAUGUUAACUAGGUUAAGAAUUAAGCGCCAAAAUACAACAAAUUAUCGACAGCAUAACGCUAGCGAGGAAUUAGCCGCGAAUACCGUUUCCAUGGUAAUGGAACUUUACGUUUAACGGCAACUUUCUAGCUAGUUGUUAGCUUUAGCUGUUUAAUAAUUAACGGCCUAGUUAUUAAUGUGAACAGAGAUGUCAUUAUCGGAGUUUUUGAGCAAUAAUUGCGCCGACGUUUUACAGUUUGAAUCUCCACCGACAUUAAAAGAGACCAACGACGCCUCUCCUCGGCUGAGAUUUAACAGUCUGACGCUGGAUGAGUUAAGUGAGGAGCUUGAUAGACGGACCAAGGAAACCCAGAGGCUUCAGGAAGAGGUUGAAAAUGCAACCAAGAUAACCUUGGAGAGGUUUGCCUGCACAUAUGGCGUCCACCGCUCACCUGGAGACAGCUCCCACAACCACAGGUUUAAUGUCGAUGACUCAGCUGGGGACUCUAAUAUUCUCUCAACCCACCAGCAGGCUGUGACUCAGCCUCUGCUCUGUGAUCUGGAUAGUUUAAACCAAGGAGUAGCCCAAAGGGAUAUCAGCUCUCCUGGAGAUGAGGUGUCUGAAAAUGCAAUGGAUGACUGUCUUCAACAGCUGUCUGACCUUCAGCUUAAUAAGACACAUGAUCAACCUGAACAAGAGAUAUUCUGUUUUGAUAAAGCCAUCAUGAACCUGCAGACUAAACUACAUAAAGUGCAGAAGGAGAAGGAUGUCCUGUCUGACCUCAGAUUGAAGGAUUCAAGGACACACGUUGGUCAGAUGGAAAAGAUGCUGUUCAUGUUGGAGGAGCUCCAAAAGAUCAAAGGGGCCAAUGAGGGCCAGAAGCUGCAGGAGACAGAGGCUGAGACAUUGGCACUCAACAGGAAAGUAGAGACACUGGAACAAAAUGUAAAGGAGAUGUGCUUACUGUUAUCUCAUGAGACACAACAUGUAAGCAAUGCCAUCAGCAGUCCUGAUGUCAGCACCAGUUUAAAACUGCUGCCCCUCGGUGCCAAAUUAACAGAGGAUGAGACAGAAGAGCUACAGGAGAGACUUUGUUUGCAGAAAAUUAAACAUCUGGAGGGUGAAGAAAGCUGUGGCGCAAAUAAGCAAAGAGAAAGAAUGGAAGACCUGAUUACAAGUCUUGGCCAGGAGGUGGCACUGUUGACUGACAAACUGAGUUCAUCAAAACAAGACAGUGUCAGCUUGACUGUCAAGUUGGAGAAGCUGCAGAAACUUGCAGAAACACAGACAUCAUUGCACCAGAGUCAAGUCAGUCAACUCGAGUCAACCCUCUGCAACCAUAAAGAGAAGGUCUUUUGUCUGGAGCAGCAGCUCAUUCAGGCUCAGUCCCAGCUGGCGGACGCCCAAAGAGAGAGAGAGCGAUCUAUAAAACGGGCAGAGGCGCUUCAGUCCCAGCUCGACCAGUUUGAGAGGUGCGGUAAGCAGCAGCAAUGUGAGCUCCAGGAGGAGAUAAAGGCCCUGAGAGGACAGCUGGAGGCAGCCAGGGAGAAGGAAACCUGCUUACAGGCCCUGCUGGAGCAGAGGGCCCAGGAGGGGCGUAAAUACCAGGAACUCCUGGAGGAGAAAAACAAGGAACUGCAGCUUAGCCAGCAAGAAGUUCAGCAUCAUCUUGCCAGGUUGGACGAGGCCCAGAACCGAUGCCAGGCGCUGCACGCAGAGGGAGAGGCUCUAAGGCUAAAGCUGGAUGAACGAGAUAAGAUGAUGGGUAUUCUGAGGUUGCAGAUGGAGAACGGCAUCCAGAUGACUGUGCAGCACAGCCGUACCAUCGACGACCUUCAGCAGGAGAACACCCUCCUCAGCAACCAGUUAAACCAGCACAAGCUGGAAAUUCAGCAGCUCAGGGCCGAGCUAAACCAACACAAGUCAGACCUGGCUGCCGCAGAGCACGAGAGGCAGCAGCUACAGGCCUCUGUGGCUGAACAAAGUCAGCGUGUCCAGGAGGAAACUCUGGAGAAACAGCAGCUCACCAUUCAGCUGGACAUCCAGCGCAUGCAGUUACUCACCCUCACCAAGGAGCACAAGGAGCUGCAACGGCUCCACAGCUGCAGGAAAGAGGAGCACGAGGGUGCGGUGCUGGAGCUUCACAGUCAGCUAAGGAGCGCCCAUGAUGAGCUGGCCCAGGUCAGGAGCACCCUGAGGACCCUGGAAGGAGCCGACGGACACGGCCUCCAGGUAGCCGUGGACAUGCAGAAGGAGGUCACUGCCAGGAGAGAGCAGGUCGACUCCUUGCAGGGCAAAAUCCAACAUUUAGAGGAGAUCAUGGACAAACUGUACCAGGAGAAGCGCCUCCAGACCCUGAAGAACCAGCGUCAGCUCCAGCAGCUUACCUUCGUCAGGGAGGAGAAGAGACAACUUGGCGACGAGCUGGAGGCCCUUCGCUCUAAAGAUAAACAGUUGAGGGAGCACAUCAGCCAGCUGGAGGCAAUCCUUCACAAGAUGUCGGAGAGCUUUGCAGACUGUCAAGAUUUCAUCCAGCUGCAGGAGCAGGACUUUUUCCGUCUGAAACUCCGACACGCCUUGGACUUGAAGGAGCUCCAAGGUCAAAACUUGCGCACAGCUCUGAAUGUACCUCCACCUGACCUGAGCUCCCCGUCCCCAUCGGCACUCACUGCUCCACCCUCCUCCCAGCACGCCUCCAACACCCAGAUCAUGCAGGAGAGCCCCGCCCGGAAGCUCAGGUCUCUCGUCAGAGAGCUGCGAGGAGUGAUUUCGGAGAACCACAGACCACACACAGAUGACAGGAGAAGGUCUGCACCGGAGAGAGUGCACAGAACCACAUUCAGCACUGAAGAGGCAGAAGAAGUAAAAGCUCGCUCCAGAAUGAGAAGUAAAACCUGCGGCAGCGAGCCGCAUUUCCUGAGGGCAGCUGAACUCAACAGGAAAUUAAUCAACAAAUCCUCCAGUGAAAGCCGUGUCAUUUUCAGUCCAGCGACUGCUGCGAGGUACACUUCCUCCCCACAGAUACUCCUGCUGGGCCGCAGGUCGCCCGUCCACUCUCUCCUGACCUCUGACCCAAACAGCUGACAGUGAGACACAACAGACCUGAGGCUGACCCCUCUUAUCAGUAAGCUGCACAUAUUGUUUAUUACAUUUACCGUAAAGAUAGAAUGAGUAGAAAGGGCGUUGAACUUUAUGCUGUCGUCAUUUGACUUGUACAAAAGAAAAUGGCGAUUAUUUUAUGUUUUAGUACUCUAAAGAUGUAAAUCCAGGAAUCCUUAAUUCGUCUCUAGCAGCAAGGAAACAGAACUAGUGAACAAUAGAUGAGGGCUAAGCCACCGUCAUUUGCUCCUUACUGCAAAACCUCAACUUAGUGAGUUUGCGACUUGCCGCAUGUCAGUUUGUUUAUAUGGAUUUUAGUUGGAUACAACAGUUGGCACAACAGCAAUGGCAAACAUAAAAAUGGCCACCACUCCUGCCAUCCUGUUAUGUUGAUUUGAAUGGGAAUGUCAGUUCUAUGCUCAUCCUGUUUCUAUGAUACAUACAUAGACCGAGUCAUUUGUGGGGUUUUCCUCUAGAUACUGUAUAUUUUUAUGUCAUAGUGCAUAUUGAAUUAGAGGGGAAUUUGAAUAACACUCCAAAAAGUUAAAUAGUUUUAUACAAUUCAUCAGUAACUGAGUAAUUUUCUCAUAUUUACUAUUUCAUCAUCUGUGGCACAGCAAGAAACGUCACAGCAUAAGUCUGAGGUGUCAGGACGUAAUGAGGUAAUAAAUGAUUAUUCAGCAAGUCAGCUAAGUUCCCUGUUAGACGUGUCCUUCAGCAGCUCACAGACAGAACUGUUGUCAUAACAAUUGUGUAAAUGUUAUUGACUCAGUCAUCCCUCCUAAUUCCUCAUAACAAUUACUUCUCUUUCUUUAUCUUUCAGGAAGCUGCUUUUUUAUUUAAAAAAAAUAAACUCCUUAGAUGAAGUUGUCUAAAGAUCGCUUUAUAAAAAUGCAUAUGUAGUUUUGUAAUUUAUUGUUGAUAUAAAGGUUUUUAAUAAAUGUA
This is a messenger RNA of Plectropomus leopardus (leopard coralgrouper), 4116 nucleotides long. RefSeq names its product coiled-coil domain-containing protein 158-like. NCBI's taxonomy places the organism in Eukaryota, Metazoa, Chordata, Actinopteri, Perciformes, Serranidae. The record is from RefSeq and is a predicted model, not a curated record.